AUGUUAAUGCUGAGAAACCCGAAAAGUCAGACCUCAGCACUGGAGACCCCAUGGAAUAGGCGACAACGUAUUCGACGCCGAGCAUGCGCAACGCUUGGCGCGCCCGCGACCACGCCUCCGACCGAUUCACAGCUAUUAGCACCGCAAUCAUUCGACGUUGUUGUUCUGCGAGAUCUGAGUGUUCCUUCUCGACUAUCAGUUUAUUUUGCCGAUAAUCCAACUUUUCAAUCCGAUCCCGGUCUAAGCAUCGUUCGGUCACAUCUGAUACUUGCUCCCACGUUGUGUGCCUUGUACCACCCAAUCCUCAACAUGAGCGCCGCUGAUACGAAAGUUGCCGUAACCACCGAUGAGAACUGGAAGGCCGGCCUCGUUCUGCCCGCUAAGGAUAAGCGCUUCAAAACCGCGGAUGUCACUGACACUAAAGGAGUGGAAUUCGAGGAUUUCUGUCUUAGUCGUGACUUGCUCAUGGGCAUUUUCGAGAAAGGAUGGGAAAAGCCGAGUCCUAUUCAGGAGGCUUCCAUUGGUGUCGCUUUGUCAGGACAAGACAUUCUUGCUCGUGCAAAGAAUGGAACCGGCAAGACUGGCGCAUAUUGCAUUCCAGUUAUUGAGAAAAUUAAUCCUGCUAUAAAGAAAAUACAAGCACUAGUUAUAGUUCCAACUAGAGAACUCGCUCUUCAGACUUCCCAAAUUUGUGUCGAACUCUCGAAGCAUAUCAAGCUAAAGAUUAUGGUAACCACUGGUGGUACCGACCUUCGUGAUGAUAUUAUGCGCUUGAAUGGUUCAGUGCAUAUGGUAAUCGCCACUCCAGGACGUAUCCUUGAUCUGAUGGAGAAAGGAGUGGCCGAUAUGUCGAACUGUAAAAUGCUCGUUCUUGAUGAAGCUGACAAGCUUCUCAGCCAAGAUUUCCAGGGGAUCUUGGAUCGUCUCAUUUCCUAUCUGCCGAAAGAACGUCAAAUCAUGCUUUACUCUGCCACUUUCCCAAUGACUGUAACCGAAUUUAUGCAGAAGCAUAUGAGAAAACCUUACGAAAUCAACCUCAUGGAGGAACUCACCCUCCUCGGUGUGACUCAGUAUUACGCGUAUGUACAGGAGAAGCAAAAAGUGCACUGCCUUAACACAUUAUUCCGCAAGCUCCAAAUAAAUCAGUCCAUCAUCUUUUGCAAUUCUACACAGCGUGUGGAGCUCUUGGCGAAGAAAAUCACUGAAAUAGGAUACUCUUGCUACUACAUACACUCUAAGAUGGCACAGAAUCACAGAAACCGCGUCUUUCACGAUUUCCGUCAGGGAAAUUGCCGCAAUUUGGUCUGUUCGGAUUUGCUUACUCGUGGUAUCGAUAUUCAAGCUGUAAAUGUUGUUAUUAAUUUUGACUUCCCCCGAAAUGCUGAGACCUACCUCCACAGAAUCGGCCGGUCGGGAAGAUUCGGUCAUCUAGGUGUUGCUAUCAAUCUUAUCACUUACGAAGACCGGCACACUCUGCGUCGCAUCGAGCAAGAACUUCGAACGCAAAUCGAGCCCAUUCCAAAAGCAAUGAGGACAAUAACAAAACAAACGCCAACUGAGCUCGGGCUUAUCUAUUCAUCAGUGCUUCCAUCUGAUCUCGUUAUAUAUUCGAUGGCUGAGCCUGUUUUCGCGAUUCAACAUACCACGCGGCAAUACGUUCCAAAUGUAAACUUUACUGAGAAGCUGAUUCAGGUAGAGUGGCACUACAUGAAUAAAGAGGGAUGUUUGGCUAAACUAGUAGCGAGUGGUGCUGUGACCUUGGGAUUGUUCCUGUUCUUGUACGUAGGCCAUUUGUACGUAAACGCAAGUAGUGUCGAUUGGGUCACGAUCGCAGCACCAGACAAAUGUAUUCAACCAGGAGAAUGCGACACCUCUAAGCCGCAUACUCUUCCUCUACUGGCCACACGUGCCCACUCUCUUCCCCGCAGAAUAGCAGAAUCUGAUGCGAAUCGCGGUGGAGCAUGUUUGGGACCGACUGAUUUAGCGUCUAAUGUCAUAAUUGACAUUCCUAUCAUGCUAUAUAAUAACGGGCUUAUUCUGUCACGUGUUUGUGCCACUAAAUUCUAA
Messenger RNA from Necator americanus (New World hookworm), 2067 nucleotides. RefSeq lists its product as uncharacterized. Bases 1 to 2067 code for a protein of 688 amino acids. Lineage: Eukaryota; Metazoa; Nematoda; Chromadorea; Rhabditida; Ancylostomatidae. Gene Ontology annotation, biological process: cytoplasmic stress granule assembly; negative regulation of translation; P-body assembly. Gene Ontology annotation, cellular component: P-body; cytoplasmic stress granule. The record is from RefSeq and is a predicted model, not a curated record. Gene Ontology annotation, molecular function: ATP binding; mRNA binding; RNA helicase activity. The transcript has 16 exons.